GGAUUGAUGUCAAAUGUGUUUAAUCUACUGAAAGCUUCUGCAGUUGUCUACCAACGCGAAAUGUAUAUAAUGGUCAAAAAUGACGGCUAAUGAAUCUUGCUCUUUGCAGACAGAUCCUUCAGAGACGCAGGACUCAAAUCUGACCACUGAGAGACGGUUAGAUGACUGUGAAAAUGCUCAUGUGCUCAGUCAAAAACAACGCCGGGCAGUUCUUAAACGAGAGAGAAGGAAAAGAAAGCGUCAAGCUCUUGCUAAAAUCAAAGAAGCAGAUCAGUCACAAAAUGAUGAAGACCAGACUGAAGUUGAUGAAGAAGAUAAUGCUGAGGAGGAGAGUGAGCGUUUACAUCAGGAAUGGAUGGAGAGAGAGAGAAUUGCACAGGAAGAAUUCAGGCUGAAGAGUGAGAGAGAAGAGGCAGUGCAAAAGAGGAAGGAGGAGGAAGAGAUGAGGAUUAGAGAAGAAUGGGAGGAGCAACAGAAGAAAGAAAAAGAAGAGCGAGAGCAGAAAGAACAGAAGAAGAGAGAGAGAGAGGAAGCUGUGCAGAAAAUACUGGAUCAAGCAGAGAGUCAGCUGGAAAAUAGUGGUCCCUGGAAAAACCCUGAUGCCCCGAAGGAUCACGGAACAGAAAAGGACAAAGCAAACUGCCCCUUCUUCCUUAAAACGGGUGCUUGUAGGUUUGGGGACCGGUGCUCCCGUAAGCAUGACCACCCAACAUGCAGCACCACUAUGAUGGUGAGGGGGAUGUUUGUGACGUUUGGAAUGUCGCAAAGUAGACGUGAUGACUAUGAUACUGAUGCCAGCCUGGAAUACAGCGAGGAAGAGGUGCACCAGCAGUUUCUGGACUUCUAUGAAGACGUUCUGCCAGAGUUCAAGAAUGCAGGGAGGGUGGUGCAGUUCAAGGUGAGCUGCAACUUCGAGCCCCACUUGAGAGGAAACGUUUAUGUUCAGUAUGACACGGAGAAGCAGUGUAAUGAAGCUUUCAUGAUGUUUAAUGGCCGCUGGUAUGCUGGAAAGCAGCUGCAGUGUGAAUACUCCCCAGUAACUAGAUGGAAAACAGCCAUAUGUGGUCUAUUUGACAGACAGAAAUGUCCAAAAGGGAGACACUGCAACUUCCUCCAUGUAUUCCGAAACCCAGGCAAUGAAUUCUGGGAGGCAGAUCGUGAUCUUCAUAUGUCCCCUGACCGUGGUGGAGGCUUUUCCGGCAGGCACUUUGGAAGCAGAGAUGGAACGUGGUCCCAGCGUUUGACUAGCCCUGAGAGAUCUCAGCGCAGGAGGACGGAUCGAAGGAGUCACAGUCGUGAGAGGUAUAGUCACAGAGAUAGGCGGAGUUGCAGCAGGGAAAGGCGGAGAAACAGUCGAAACUGGGAGAAGCGGAGUCGUAGCAGAAGCAGAGAGAGAAGGAAGUCGCAACAGUCAGUGAUAAAAAGAUCACGACCUCAGAGAGAGCAGUCCAGAAGGAGCAGGAGCCGAUCACAAAGCAGAGACAGGGACCGGCUGGAGCAUGGUGAAUGUACAUCAGCAGACUCAAGACAAAAGAGAUCAAAAUCACACAGUCCGGAUCUUGCAUCCAAAAAUGGGUCUGUGAGGCGGAGAGUUCAAAAGAGAGAAAGCAAAAGCCCAGAGAACUCUGACACCACAGAAAGAUCUACAGCUCAACAUCACCACAAGCACUCUAAAAAGACCAAGAAGAAGAAAAAGGGCAAAAAGAAACACAAAAGAAAGAAGAGUAAAUCACGCACCCCGAGUUCCGCAGGGUCUGGUGAAGAUUCUGGGAAUGAGGAGUGUGAUGCGGCUCCAACUAAAUCAGAGAACAUGAGCACAGAGGCCCCUGCUGGAGAUUGUGCAGCUGUGGAGACUUGUGCAUGUUCACCGGAAGAUACAGUAGAGACCCAGUCUUUAGAAUGUUGUCAGCCACAAGAGGAAACCCAUUUCGUACUUGCAGACAUUACCAGCUCUGAGAACACCACACAAUCUGGAUAAAUAUAUACAUCAACUGUAUAUCUGUUCUCCUAAAGCAGCCAUUGUUUUAUUUUAGUUUGCAUAGCAAAAUGCUUCGAUAUUGCUGUAAUAAAUGCUGAUAGAUGUGUUGUCUGUAUAUUUGUCAUUAAAUUGAAAACUUGGGAAAAGUGCUAAAGGGUGAUUGCUUUAAGAAUGACAUUUUGUUGGAAAGCAAUUCUAGGGGAUUCUGCUUGCCCAUGCAAAAGUUGCCACCAUGAUGCGAGGGUGUUGUUGGUGGUUGUCUGCACCUUGCUGUGUAGUUACUAGGGUGUUCAAGCUAGAUACUCACACACUCCAAGUCUUUGAUAUUCUGGCCCCUAGAUUUGGCUUGGGUCCCUCUUUCAGUGCUUCAGGUGUUUUUACCCAGCUGAAGAAUUUGAAGAACCGAUAAUUUUUGUAGGACAAAUAAUGUUGGACGAGUUUAAUACUUAGGGUUACCCUAAGUAUGAAGGCUGUUUAGCAAGCCAGUAACUACUUAAACAAUCUAAUUACAGCAUCUACAGUUGAUGUCAGAAAUAUACAUAAGUUGUUUUUGUUAUUAUUAUUAUUAUUAUCUAUGUCUUGUUGCUGUUUUUGCCUUGUUUUUGUAUUGUGCACUGGAAGCUCCUGUCACCAAGACAAAUUCCUUGUAUGUGUAAGCAUACUUGGCAAUAAAGCUGAUUCUAAUUU
This is a messenger RNA of Xyrauchen texanus (razorback sucker), 2665 nucleotides long. RefSeq names its product zinc finger (CCCH type), RNA-binding motif and serine/arginine rich 2 (gene zrsr2). Bases 80 to 1978 code for a protein of 632 amino acids. The record is from RefSeq and is a predicted model, not a curated record. The transcript is spliced from 11 exons. Gene Ontology annotation, cellular component: spliceosomal complex; U2AF complex. Lineage: Eukaryota; Metazoa; Chordata; Actinopteri; Cypriniformes; Catostomidae. Gene Ontology annotation, molecular function: pre-mRNA 3'-splice site binding; metal ion binding. Gene Ontology annotation, biological process: mRNA splicing, via spliceosome.